AUAUUUCAACUAAUUUCUUCCUCUACCCCCAGGCCAUCGCUUGCAUAUUAGUGCAAUGCGCCCUCACUCAAAACUACGAUAAGGAGAAUCGCCGCCUUAUUCUGCAAAUUAAAGACCAAAAAACGACCAAUCAACAAUACUAUUCGUCAAAUUUUGAUACCAGUAAGUAGCAAAAGUUUCAAUUUCAAUCAAUUCAAUUGCACCAAAUCAUACAUUCUUGCACACGUAGUAACAGAGAAAAAUUAAAAAAAAAAUGCAUAAAUUCAUAUUUUUAUACUACAUUAUAUUUUCUCUCUUUAUUUCAACACUAAAUAUUUCUACUUCUCUUACUCUUACAUCCUUAAUUUUGCAGCUGAUUUUUGCUUUAUUAAUUCUUUCUAAUUUAAAUUUCAAUAUCUCUGUUCUUCUUUUCUUCUUCCAAUUCUCUCUUACUUCCUAUCUAUUAUCCUUUGUACUUUCCUUUUCCCUCUCUCUCUCUCACACACACUCUCUUUGAUAAUUCUGCUUUAUGCGUUUCUAUUUCACUUCAACUAACCAGCUGGUUAGUUACACUCAUUUACUAUUUCACAUUCUUUCUUUUUUUCUUCCACUAUAUUUUUCAUACAAUUUCUCCCACUCACAUUAGCGUUUGCAAUUCACACCCAUAGUAGUUGUUUUGUUUGUAGCAUUUUAUACAAUCCAUAUAGUAUAAGUACAUUAACUAUAUAAUUCUUUUACAAUUUACGCUGCACUACGAGCCGUUUGGAAAGGACUCAUUCGCCGCGCAGCCUUCGACGAACCGAGUCCUUUCAGCUUUUUUAAUUGCGCAGUUAGAUGAUACUUUCCACAAUUAGUUGGCAUAUUUUUUGCAGUAGAUAUUUAGUACAUUUGAAAAAAAAAUAAAUUUAGAACUGGCUUUGUACAUACAUUUAAUUCGUUUGCAAUUUAAAAUUUGUAUUCUUUUGAAAAAAGAAAUUAUAAAUAGAGGCAAUAACUAUUAAUUGAUUAACAUUAGCGCGCUGUAGCCUUAAUUAAAACACUACAAUAGCAACUAAAAAAAAAAAAAAAAACAAUUUAGUAAAUACUUCAAGACAAUCCGUUAGUUAAAUUAUAAAACUACUCAAGCAAUAAACAAAUUUGCAUACAUACAUAUUUUCCAUUUACCUUGUUAAUUUUGUUGUAGCUUUUUACUAAAACGCUAAAUAUAUAAUCAAGAAGUAUGCGUAAACGUAGUUAAAACCAACAAAGCCCAAACGCACACAAAAAAUAUCAAAAAUAUAUCUAUCUACAUUUAUUUAGUAAUAUAUCGAAAUAAACAAAAUUCGUCAACCAAACUCGUCUCAAAUUGUAAAUAUUUUCGUACCGACACACACCACACCAACUCGACUCAACUCAAUUCAAAUCAAAUCCACGCUACUCCACUCCAUUUCCCUCCACUUGUCCACUACAUCACACCAUUAUUGAUUUAUGCAUAUAUGUAAAAUAGUAUUUAUAUUGAAUUUCGUUUGUAGUAGAGGACAAUUGUUUGGUUUUGCUUAUAAAAAACUUCACCCAAUCAUUAACUUAAUCUCUUUAAAUCAAGUAAGUUGAAAAAUAUUUAAAGCAUUUCGCGCUUGAAUACAGAGUUAUGACAAAGCUCUAAAAAAGCGUAAAGAAACCUAAAACAUAAUACUUUCCUCGAAAGCUUUCAAAAUGUUCAAAAUAUUCACAUCCUUCAAGUUCUCUUCUAGACAAUUUUAGAUGUUUUGUAGCGAUUGACGCUCUAAAGCUUUCACAUACCUAAAGUUUUUUUUCGAAUUUUCAGAGCUUUCACUUUCAUACUUCAAAAAAGACAGAUUUUUUAAGCGUUGCUGAAAAAAAGUUUUAGCUUUCACAAUUUUUAUUUUUUUUUGUCAAUGAAAACUUCGAAGCUUUCACGCUCAUAACCCAAAUGGCGCGAGCUUUUUAAGCUUUCAUGCAAAGUAUAUGAGUAUUCACGAAAAAAAACGAAACUUUUGUUGUUGGAAGCUUCGAAGCUUUCAUGCUCCCACCUCGAACAACGAGAGCUUUGAGCAGUUUUCAUGAAAAUCUUGUAAGCUCUCCUGAUAACAAAAACUCUGAUUGGAUGAAUACCUAGAAGAAUUUUACACUCAUACUACAAAUUAAGAGUGCCUUCUUAAGCUUUCGGAAAAAGAAUUUCAGUUUUAACGAGAAAAAUAUACUUUCUUUAAUGAAAACUUCGAACCUUUCCCGCUGUUAACUAAAAUAAUGAGAGCUU
Molecule: messenger RNA, 2236 nt
Organism: Rhagoletis zephyria (snowberry fruit fly)
Lineage: Eukaryota; Metazoa; Arthropoda; Insecta; Diptera; Tephritidae
Source: RefSeq, a predicted model, not a curated record